AUGCAUAAACCAAAUUUACUUGUACUUAUUUUAAUUGGAAUUGCAUGGGUAAUGCUCAUUAUCUCAUUUAGUAGUUAUUGGUAUUACGCUGGAUCAAAAUCUUCAUCUGAUAACUAUUCUUUUUCUUAUUUCAAGCAUGAUGGAGUUAGAACAGAAUGGAAAUUUGGUGAUAAUAGUGGUUCAUCAUUUAGUUCUUAUUCAAGUGCCCAAAAGGAUGCUGCUAAAAAUGAACUCUCUCUUUAUAGAGCAUCACUCAGUUUUACUGUUAUCGCUUGGAUUGUUUUAUCGGCCACUAUCCUUUUCGUAGUACUUUCAUUGUUUGGUAUCCUCUCCAAGAUUCCAUUGCUUCCAACCAUCACUAAAUUAUUGCCAAUUGCAGGUUUUGUUUUGUGUUGUUUGGCUCUUUUCAUCUUUGUCGGUCUUCCUGAUGCUAGAAAGAGAGAUUGUAAGAGAAAUGGAAGUGAUUCUUUCUGUGACAGUCAAGCCGAUGAUCACAAAUUUGACUUUGUCUAUCACAAUGAUAACUAUAGACAAUCUCCAUGGUUGUCGUGGGCCACUAUUGUUGUUGCCUCUGCUUUUUGUCUUGGUGGUGCUAUAGUUGGUGUCAUUUCGGGAAGUUAUUAA
Cavenderia fasciculata is the source of this 624-nucleotide messenger RNA. RefSeq lists its product as uncharacterized. Bases 1 to 624 code for a protein of 207 amino acids. The record is from RefSeq and is a predicted model, not a curated record. The transcript is spliced from 3 exons. NCBI's taxonomy places the organism in Eukaryota, Evosea, Eumycetozoa, Acytosteliales, Cavenderiaceae.